AUGGCAGCGCAUGAGCUCAGCCCCCGGGAGCAGGGGGCAGCUCUCCCAGAAGGUUCCCCACUGCCCACAGGACCAAAUCUACCGCCAGCUCCUCUGGGCGGCGUGGGGGCGGGGAAGCAGCUCGCCCCGCCCCCACCCCAUGCCUUUGCCCAAAAGGAGCCGGAGUGCAGCCUGACGUCAGGCCAGGAAGGCUUGUCCCAGCAUCGUGGAGCAGCUCAGCUGGGCUCCGCCGGGCUCCCCCAGCACAGGUCCGGCAGGCUGCCCACCUCUGGCCGCCCGGGCGGCCAAAGGCACGGGGCUGCCGGGCCCAACCACGCAGAGCAGGCCACGGGCGAGGUGGGUCUGCUGCAGGACAGUCCUCGGCUGCCCCAAUGGGCUCCCUAUCUAAAGGGACAGCAGGCCCAGGGCAUGCUGGCUGCCGUCAUGUCCUCCAGGUCUCCAACGGGGUCCUCGGCCACGGCGGCCCCCAACAUCACGGCGGCCCCCGGCGCCACAGCAGGAGAGGCAUGGGCCAACAGCAGCACGCCGGAAAAGCCGCUGUUCCACCUGUUUGCCCUGCUGGACGAGGAGCUGCACGCCGCCUACCCCGGCCUGUGGCUGGCCCUGAUGGCUGUGCACGGCGCCAUCUUCCUGGCGGGGCUGGUGCUCAACGGGCUGGCGCUGUACGUCUUCUGCUGCCGCACGCGGGCCCCCACGCCAUCUGUCACCUACACCAUCAACCUGGCGGUGACUGACCUGCUGGUGGGCCUGUCGCUGCCCACACGCUUCGCCGUCUUCUACGGGGCACCCGGCUGCCUGCGCUGCGCCUUCCCGCACGUGCUCGGCUACUUCCUCAACAUGCACUGCUCCGUCCUCUUCCUCACCUGCAUCUGCGUGGACCGCUACCUGGCCAUCGUGCAGCCCGAGGGCUCCGUGGCGCUGUGGCCCCACCUGCCGCACCAUGCCAGCCUCGUGGCCUACCACGUGGCUGUGACCCUCAGCAGCCUCAACAGCUGCCUGGACCCCAUCGUGUACUGCUUCGUCACCAGCGGCUUCCAGGCCACCGUCCGUGGCCUCUUCCGCAGGCGAGGGGCCGAGAGCGAGCGUGGCAGCGGCGACGCACUCAGCGUGCGCAAGAGCUCCAGGGGCUCGGGCCACCAGCACAUCAGCGCCGGCCCCGGUGCCCUCGCGCAGGCCCUGGCCAGUGGGCCUCAGGCCUAG
This is a messenger RNA of Tupaia belangeri chinensis (Chinese tree shrew), 1200 nucleotides long. It is a transcript of the gene GPR20, whose product is annotated as G protein-coupled receptor 20. Bases 1 to 1200 code for a protein of 399 amino acids. Gene Ontology annotation, biological process: positive regulation of Rho protein signal transduction; phospholipase C-activating G protein-coupled receptor signaling pathway. Gene Ontology annotation, cellular component: plasma membrane. Lineage: Eukaryota; Metazoa; Chordata; Mammalia; Scandentia; Tupaiidae. Gene Ontology annotation, molecular function: G protein-coupled receptor activity. The transcript is spliced from 5 exons. The record is from RefSeq and is a predicted model, not a curated record.